GUGUGUGUGUGGGGCGGGGGGUGGGGAGGCCGACAUGAACCCCGAAGUGGAUUGCGGACUUCCCGGAAGCAGCGGCAACGGAAAGUUGCGCCAGUGGCUGAUUGAGCAGGUGGAUUGCGGCAAAUAUGCCGGCUUGGUGUGGGAAAACGAGGAGAAAAGUAUUUUCCGGAUCCCGUGGAAGCACGCCGGCAAGCAGGACUACAACCGCGACGAGGAUGCCGCGCUCUUCAAGGCCUGGGCGCUGUUUAAAGGCAAGUAUCGCGAGGGGGUGGAUAAGCCCGACCCGCCCACCUGGAAGACACGCCUCCGCUGCGCCCUCAACAAGAGCAACGACUUUGAGGAACUGGUGGAGCGCAGCCAGCUGGACAUCUCGGACCCCUACAAAGUUUACCACAUCAUUCCCGAGGGCGCCAAGAAAAGGCCCAGAGAAGAGGGCGGUCCCCUGAGUCCCGUCGGCUACCCUGCGAAUUCGGCAUACCCUUCCCUCCAAACUCAGACGCCGCAGUACCUUCCCUCCGUGGAAUGCGGCUGGAGGGACUUUGGUCAGGAUCACCCCCCUUUGCCGGAGCUGCCCUUCACUCAGUGCCCGUGUCCCCCCCGCAGCCUGCCCUGGCAGGGCCCAUCCGUGGAUGGCGAUUACCAGCUUCGAGCCUCAAUUUACUCCUAUGGUCCCGCUGACACUCAGCCCUCGCCAUUCAGUCUGGACAGCGGCUUCAGAUCAGCAGAGGCUCUCCGAGACGCCCGCCUGCACGUGUCGGUCUAUUUGCGGGACGCUCUGGUGAGGGAGGUGACGAGCUUCAGCCCCGAGGGCUGCCACAUCACUCCGGCCUCCCCCGAGGACAAGCACUACUUGUCCUCGGGAGGCCGCGAUGUGGUCCCGCUGCCCGCAGACCCUUCCUCGGGCCAGAGGGGGCCAGAGGAGCGGUCCGCCAGCCCCUGCGCAUCCUUGGAGGGGGGGGUGCUGUGCUGGAUGGCCCCCGACGGACUCUACGCUCAGCGACUGUGCGAGGGCCGCGUGUACUGGCAGGCCAGACUCAGUCCUUAUGGGGACAAGCCCAAAAAGCUGGAGCGAGAGGUCACCUGUAAACUACUCCACACUCAGGACUACCUCGCAGAGAUGCAGACUUACGGCUUCCACGGUCGGCCGCUGGCCGCUCGCUUCCAAGUUCUUCUGAGUUUUGGAGAGGAGUGCCUUGACUCCCCGAGAGCGGGCCUCACCGUCCAGGUGGAGCCUUUGUUUGCCAGGCAGGUCCUGUACUACGCCCAGCAGGCAGGCGGCGGCGGCGGCCAUUUGUACCGCGGCUACGAGCACGCCGGGCUCCCGGAGCACAUUGGCCUCGCCGAGGACUAUCACAGGGCCCUCGCGCAACAUCACGGCCUGCAGGAGUGAACCCAAGCAGCUUGGCGCUCCCCCCCCCCCCCCCCCGACAAAGCGACCCCCCCCUUCUCAGGACGGCCUUUGUUGGUUCCUACGUGGAAAACGGAUGUCAAAGUCAUCAACAUUUUAGUGUCGUCAGUGCGAGCCAAACGGCGGAACGUCAACUUGACAACUUUUGUCCAGGCCCCUCAAACCAACCCAUUUAGUCGUAUGGAGCGCAAAUG
Molecule: messenger RNA, 1602 nt
Organism: Hippocampus zosterae (dwarf seahorse)
Lineage: Eukaryota; Metazoa; Chordata; Actinopteri; Syngnathiformes; Syngnathidae
Gene: irf4l
Product: interferon regulatory factor 4 like
Exons: 8
Coding region: 35-1390 (451 amino acids)
Biological process (GO): immune system process; regulation of transcription by RNA polymerase II
Cellular component (GO): nucleus
Molecular function (GO): DNA-binding transcription factor activity, RNA polymerase II-specific; RNA polymerase II cis-regulatory region sequence-specific DNA binding; protein binding
Source: RefSeq, a predicted model, not a curated record